AUGAUACAAAUGAGAGGUGUUGCAAUAGAGUUUAAUCCAACGGAGGCCACAUUAUAUUAUAUCCUUGCAAUGACACUCUCAGGAGGUGAAUCAAUUACACUCCACAAUGGUCAGUCAAUGACACAAAAACUACUAUACUUGAAAACAAAAGAAAUUGAUCUACAGAUUCAUUAUCAUAUAAUAUACUUGCACUUAUACUAUCCCGACACGAAACAAUCACACUCUGUGAUGUUCGAAUGA
This is a messenger RNA of Heterostelium album PN500, 240 nucleotides long. RefSeq lists its product as uncharacterized. NCBI's taxonomy places the organism in Eukaryota, Evosea, Eumycetozoa, Acytosteliales, Acytosteliaceae. The record is from RefSeq and is a predicted model, not a curated record. The coding region runs from base 1 to 240 and encodes 79 amino acids. The transcript is spliced from 2 exons.